GGGGGGGUGAAGGAUAUUCCAGAGAUCGAGGAUAUUGUGGGCUUCACUGGACCGAAGUUUUUCGUGCGGAAGGAGAUAUUGUGUGUGCUGGAGAACUUGAAGGAGUUUUUAGAAGUGACGCUUUCACGACGAGAACCCAAGGAACAUUUCAUACUCAUGGGAAGCCCAGGAACGGGCAAGAGCUGCAUUUUAGCGUUGGUCUGCUUCUACUUGGCACUUGUGGAGGCAAUUUCAGUUGUGUGGCACCGCCGUGUUGGAGGUGGGAGCAACGACCUACCAGUUACACGUUUGUUCGACAAGGGCAAAUACUACGAGUGGUACGACGUUGAUUGCAGUGUUUACAAGUCGCUGCGCUUGAAGUGUACGGCUGAUUUGCCUAGAUGCUGGUUUGCUCUUGACGGGUUGAAUCAAGACCAGCUCAACGAAAAAGAUGUGGGCAAUAUGUACAUGCUGCUGGCGACGUCUGGGCAGUUUAUCUUUUCUGGUCGUGUUGAGUUAUCUGCUUGUUACUAA
This is a messenger RNA of Phytophthora sojae, 513 nucleotides long. RefSeq lists its product as hypothetical. The annotation marks the transcript as partial. NCBI's taxonomy places the organism in Eukaryota, Oomycota, Peronosporomycetes, Peronosporales, Peronosporaceae. The transcript has a single exon. The record is from RefSeq and is a predicted model, not a curated record.